CGCGCCGUCACUCUGCACCCGGCGCCGCCUGCCUUGCCGCCCAACAGCUCCAGCGCUUCUGCCGCCCCGGACCUCUUCUGGGGCACCUACCGGCCACACGUCUACUUCGGCAUGAAGACCCGUAGUCCGCGCGCGCCGGUCACCGGCCUGAUGUGGCUGCAGCAAGGGGCUCCGCCGGGCAUGCUGGGUCAGCUCCGCCACACGUGUGAGCAGGGCGAUGGCAUGGGCCCCUACGGCUGGGAGCUGCAUGAUGGGGUCAACUUCGGGCGGCAGCGGCUGCACGACGGUUCCCUCCUACUCACCACGGAGUUUGUGAAGAGGCCGGGUGGUAGCCAUGGUGGGGACUGGAGCUGGAGGGUCACGGCUGAGCCACAGACCCCAGAGGGCUCUGUGCCUCCCCUACUCUCUUUGUUCUUCUAUAUGGCUACUGAUGGGCAGGGCACAUUGUGGCCAGAGCCUGGGACAGGGGGGCAACUGGAUGGCAUUAAUGGCCACACUGAGGAACUUGGUGACUUCCGGCUAAUCCUUCUUCCUCCUACCAGUGCCAAAGGGACAGCCUUGAAACAUGGCAGCUACAACAUUCUUUGGAUGCCAAGCCCAGGGCUGCCCUUGUUAACAGAAGCUGUGAAAAACAGACUAAAUCGAUGGUUCCAGCACCGGCCUCCUGGGGGUUCCCCAGAACGAUACCUGGGCCUGCCUGGAUCUCCUCAGUGGGAAGGGGAAAGCCCCCAACCAGGCCACAUUGUGCAAGGACAGGUUGUGGUACAGCAGCUGACACUAAAGCCCCCCUUCCGAGUUGAACUGGUCUUUGAGUCAGGAAGUGUGGGCUGGGGGGAAGCCCGGCCUGGAGGUCGUCUGGCUGGACCAGUGUUGUCUCAGGCCUUGGAUGCUCAUGCCACAGCCUUCACUGACAGAUUUGAGGAGACUUUCCGGCUGGAAGCACGAGGCCUGAGUUCAGGAGAGCAGGCACUGGGUCGAGCAGCCUUAAGUGGGCUCCUGGGGGGCAUUGGCUAUUUCUAUGGACAGGGCCUAGUGCUACCAGAUCCUGGAGAUGAGCCUGAGGAGGAUUCAGCCCCAGCACCAUCCCUUUUCCCCCCAGUCCCACUCUUCACAGCUGUACCCUCAAGAUCCUUCUUCCCUCGUGGCUUUCUCUGGGAUGAAGGUUUCCACCAGCUUUUGGUGCAUCAGUGGGAUCCACAAUUAACUCGGGAGGCCCUGGGCCACUGGCUUGGGCUGCUUAAUGUUGAUGGCUGGAUUGGGCGAGAGCAGGUGCUAGGAGAUGAGGCUAGGGCCCGUGUGCCACCACCUUUCUUGGUACAGAGGGCAGCCCAUGCCAACCCCCCAUCCCUCUUGUUGCCUGUGAUGCGCAUGCUUGACGGUGGAGACCCUGCUGACUUGGACUUCUUACGUACAUCUUUCCCCCGACUUCAGGCCUGGUUCUCUUGGCUUCAACAAAGCCAGGCAGGCCCUGUUCCUCUGUCCUACCGAUGGCGAGGACGGGACCAGGCGGCUGCUGGCCUACUAAACCCCAAGACAUUGCCCUCGGGCUUAGACGACUACCCUCGAGCUUCUCACCCAUCACCAGAUGAGCGACAUUUGGACCUUCGCUGCUGGGUGGCUUUUGGUGCCAGUGUACUGGCUAGGCUGGCACAAAGGAUUGGUGAAACCCAGGCAGAGGCUGAGCUGGCUGACCUCGCAGCCAAACUGAAAGAUGAGAGUGGGCUCGAUUCAUUGCAUUGGGCUCCUGAUUUGGGCGCCUUUGCUGAUUUUGGGAAUCAUACAGGAGCUGUUCGCCUGGCAAGAGGUCCACAGGGGCUGGUACGAGUGGUAGGUCGCCCUCCUCCUCGCCUACAGCAUGUUGAUGCCUUGGGGUACGUCAGCCUCUUUCCAUUACUGCUCAGAUUACUGAGUCCUGACUCUCCACACUUGGGACCCUUGCUGGACUUGCUGUCAGAUAGCCGACACUUGUGGAGUCCUUUUGGUUUACGAUCACUGUCUGCCUCCAGUCCUCUCUAUGGACAGCGAAACUCAGAGCAUGACCCGCCAUACUGGCGAGGGGCAGUCUGGUUCAAUAUCAACUACCUAGCACUGGGUGCCCUGGAUCACUAUGGGCGCCUGGAGGGCCCCCACCAAGCUCAAGCUUCCCAACUCCACUCCCAACUUCGAACCAACCUUGUGGGGAAUGUGUGGCGCCAAUACCGGGAUACAGGCUUUUUGUGGGAACAGUACAGUGAUCGAGACGGUCAUGGCAUGGGCUGCCGGCCAUUUCAUGGCUGGACCAGUCUUGUGCUCCUCGCUAUGGCUGAGGACUACUGAUCACCACCAAUCCUCAAACACCCCUUCCCAUGCCAACUCAGGACCAAGUCACUGGCCAGCCUUCCCAAAGGCACAACCACCCAUCCUAGGCCUGCUAGGAACCAAGUCAUCUACCAUUCCCUCAGUCCUUUGCUGCUGCUGCUCCUGGGGUCAAGAGCCUCAUGUGUGGUGCAGGGGAGGGAGACCAGGUGUGGGCUCCUCUGCUCCAGAGCUCCUGGUCCCAUUCCUGGAACUCUUCAUCUCAGGUGUUGCCCCACCAGGUGGCAGGUGGUGGUAAAGUCAAGAAUUUAUUUUUCUAAAAUAAAAGUUGCCUUCCUGUGGC
Gracilinanus agilis (Agile Gracile Mouse Opossum) is the source of this 2638-nucleotide messenger RNA. It is a transcript of the gene MOGS, whose product is annotated as mannosyl-oligosaccharide glucosidase. The record is from RefSeq and is a predicted model, not a curated record. NCBI's taxonomy places the organism in Eukaryota, Metazoa, Chordata, Mammalia, Didelphimorphia, Didelphidae. Gene Ontology annotation, biological process: protein N-linked glycosylation; oligosaccharide metabolic process. Gene Ontology annotation, cellular component: endoplasmic reticulum membrane. Bases 112 to 2316 code for a protein of 734 amino acids. The transcript is spliced from 4 exons. Gene Ontology annotation, molecular function: Glc3Man9GlcNAc2 oligosaccharide glucosidase activity.